CUUCUCCCCCCCGCCCCGGUCAUAGCUCCGAGACAAUCUAUAAAACCCUACAUCAACCGCAGCGGCAGACUCGCCUGAUCAAGACUAUUACAGAACAACGACAUCACACCUCAACUGACGCACAAGCAAUCUACUUCCAUGCAAUCACAAGCCAUCCUGCAUGGGUCCUCUGCAUGCGAGAACGGGUAACGACAGCAGCAUGUGAGAGAGAGUGUAUGAGAGAGACAGACAGAGUGAGUGAGAGAGAAGAGAGAAGCAGAGAAGCAGAGAGAAGCAGAGAGGCAAUCAGAGAGGGAAGCAGAGAGGGAAGCAGACCGGAUAGCACGAUAGCACAGUCGCAAGCAUACAGGUACCUAGGGAAAAAAAACGGAACCGAAAAAUACCUACAGGUACCUACUAGACGGAGUUCACGGAGCAGGUAUAAACCAAUAACUUCUCCACCCCUCACGUCGAAAUGAUGGCUCCCCACUCUCCUCGCACGGCAGCAACAACCAACUCAAGCGCAAUCCACAACAUCAUCAACAACAACAAUAACAACAAUAUGGGCAUUCGAUCAACAACAACAACCACCACCACAAGAGGAAUGACCCGAAGCCCAACUCCCGAAUCCAUCGAAUCUCUCCGUCGAAGAAGUGAAGCAGCAGACAUUCUAGAAAGCUACGAGAAACUUUCCUGGUACGCAGCUGCGAGAUGUGAGACCAUCACCCAAACACGGAUCCAUUUCAAAUGCAUCCUCUCAGGCAUCACCGCGGCGCAAGAACAGGAGACAGUAUUUUGGAAAGAAGAUUUCACCCCUCGUCCUACAAAGCCCAAUUUGCAGGGGAGUAGCAGCAACAGCAGUCGAAAGGCAGGAAAGGACCGAGUGGUGAGUGAUGGGUCUGCGAGUGGAGUCGUAGAUCGAAGGGAAAGGGAGAAGUGUGUCGUUGGGGAGAAUCAUUCUCCGAAACCGCAUCGCAAGGGAAAGGAGAAAGCCGUAGGCGGAGGUUCUGCGACGAUGUGAGUGAGGAAAGGGAAAGGAGAGGAGAAAGGCGGUGGUCAGUAAAGCGUCAUGUAUACAAAACAAAUUACCCUGUAAUAAUUUUAUCAAGACCUGAACCGCACGACAAUUAGGAACUGAAUUUAUAUAUACUUAGCUAGUACUAUUGGCC
Molecule: messenger RNA, 1148 nt
Organism: Sphaerulina musiva SO2202
Lineage: Eukaryota; Fungi; Ascomycota; Dothideomycetes; Mycosphaerellales; Mycosphaerellaceae
Exons: 2
Coding region: 455-1000 (181 amino acids)
Source: RefSeq, a predicted model, not a curated record